This is a messenger RNA of Seriola dumerili (greater amberjack), 2651 nucleotides long. It is a transcript of the gene svbp, whose product is annotated as small vasohibin binding protein. The record is from RefSeq and is a predicted model, not a curated record. Gene Ontology annotation, biological process: negative regulation of protein ubiquitination; protein secretion. The transcript has 3 exons. The coding region runs from base 139 to 339 and encodes 66 amino acids. Lineage: Eukaryota; Metazoa; Chordata; Actinopteri; Carangiformes; Carangidae. Gene Ontology annotation, cellular component: apical part of cell.
CUCGGAUUUGUUUACUGGUGACACAUUGGUAACAGCUGUUUUAAUCGGCUAGUAGCUAGCUGCAGCCAACUGCCUGGCUAACUUAACGUUAAGCUUAAUUAUAUACUCUCUUUUAUAUUUCCCGGGUUGAUUGCCACCAUGGAGCCUGCCUGCCGUAAAGACAAGCCAAAGCUAAACUCCACCCCGACCAGAGGAGACAGAGCAAAGCAGAAAUCUGCACAGCAGGAGCUCAAACAGAGACAGAGAGCAGAGAUUUAUGCUCUGAACAAGGUGAUGACAGAGUUGGAGCAGCAGCAGUUUGAGGCCUUUUGUAAACAGAUGCAGUCACAGGGAGAAUAAGAGUCCCACCUCUGCUCUGCCUUCCUCUUUCAUCUGGACCAGGACCUGUCACACUCCAAGAACACCAUGUACAUACACUGUUACAGACACACUUGUAUUUACACUGAUAUGUGGGUAGAGUUGUGGUGCUGUCUUACUUCUCAAGAAGACUUUGAAAAAUAGUAAUAGUAAUUGGACAAUCUUUGUCUCUGAUGUUUUACUGACUGGUGUUCCUGGCUCAGACACUGAGAACAGGAAGCAGAAUUGCAGAUUUCAUACAGUCACAUCAGGUCACUGAUAUUUUCUCUCCUUUAAUAUCACCUUCUUUGUAACAUUUCAGUAAUGGUUAAACUGAGCUUCCAUCCUGUUUUUUCAUUAGUGUCCAAAUUCACAUUUACAUGUUUCAAGUUGCCCAGAUCAAAUACACAUACUAUCUCUUAAUGAAAAUCACUCAAAGGCACCACAGUGUUGAUAACUGAAGAAUAGGCCAUUUGAAAGCACACUUUGGCAAGGCAGCCUCCCUCUAUGUAUUUAAUUAAAGCUGUAUUCAGUGGUUUUUGACCGCUAGCAGACAGAAAACUUCAGACAAAGAGUUUCAAUAUGUGAUGUCAAUCCAUCACAGUAUAACUGGAUUUUGUCACAUUGGCUAAUGUGACUUACACCUCACGAGCAUGUGCAACACGAGCAUCACACUCAAAUCCUUGUUGUUAACCAUUUGCAUGGGUUCAGUACUCAUUCCCUUCUAGCUGUGGACUGGGUCAGAAACUCCUGAGAGAAAUAUCUGGGUCUGUAUUUAUCAAGCGUCUCAGAGUAGGAAAUCAUUCAUAACCUGAAAUUCUCAGUGUGACGCUAUUUUUUUUAAUCAACUUUCUUAACUUAUGAAAUCACUCCUAUCUCUUAAAUGGGGGAGAGCUCCAGAGGAGUCGUAGCCUGUUAGGAGCUGCUGCGAGGUGGCAGGAGAGAACGGUUGGUAAUAAGCUUAUUAUGACGCAAACUGAAAUCACCGUCCUCACUGCGUUACACUUUUUUGCAACAGGAAAAAUGCAAUGCUUUCCAACAGUGAUGAUUCUGUCAGAACAGACAAUUUCAGGCCUGAACUUUGAUUAACUGAACUUUGAAUAGUGUUCCAGCGCAUCAUAAAAACUGUGUGUAACUCAGGGCCCUGCAGUGAGAGCAGACUAAAACAUUUGCUCCCUUGGCUGGAUGUCACCUGCUUAUUGUUAUUAAGGAUGUCUCCACUUAAUUACAACUGGUCAAAUCUGAUGUAUGAUGUUUAUAUGUUAUUUAUUCAUUUCAAAUUAAAUGUGGUCAUAGUUUUACAUUGAAUUUCACUCGGAGCGUAUACGUUUAUUUUUAAGCCACACAAAUUACUUGCCACUUUUAGUGGAAACAGCUUAGUAAGUAGUUGUAGAAGUUGUUCACCAAUUCAUAAAACCUAAAAGUGUCACAAAAAAUAUGUCAUAAUUUCUUUGUUGUAAAACAGCAACAUCACACACACUCUUCCAGGAAUAGUUGUAGGAAGCUUCUUAGAUAACUCGAGUCUUACUCUGAGGUAGGAGUGUUUGUGAUCCCAGGUUCGCUUUCAGUGUGAUUCCUAUGAUUGAUUCUGUGAUGCUUGAGAAAUAUGUCCCACAUGUUUGGCUUGAUAGAUGCUCAACUCUCUGCACCAGCAGUGUUAACUGUGUCAUCUCGUGCCGGGCAGGACGCAUUCAGCUGGGCUGUUUAUGAAGUAAACAUUCAGUGUGCAAUGAGGCUCAAUCAAAAAAGCUGGAGGCUACCUGUCGUGUAGUUGUCUCAUGUCAGAAAUACAUCUUAAGAUUCAUUCUGUCACCUUUGCCACUGAAGCUUCAGUUUGUGAUUAUAAUGCUAACAGCGCUACAGCUAAAUCACAUUUUUGUUGGCUCUUUGUCGGCUCUCUAACACUGGCCAUGGUAAAGAUAAAAAUGACAGUAAACUGCCAGAAUACUGGUAACCACAGCUACUGCUGAAAGACUGUAAUUCAAAGACACAGCCACUGAUUCUAAGGAGGGGUGGUAGAACAAAAGGUAAUUCAGUGGUUCAUAAAUAUUGCCUAAUGUAGCUUUAAUCUAAACAGUGCCCUUAAAAUGUCAGUGUUAAUGGUGCUCGCUUUGAACACUAUCAUGUCAGUGACGUGAUGCCAACUGACCUGUAUAUGAAUUUUUAUUACAUUUUAUUGUCACGGUCACAAGUUUGCAAUCUGAUUUCUAUUUAUGGCUGGCGCCAGCAAAAUAUUUAUAUUGUUUAACACAAUAUGUCAGCCACUUUCAUUUGAGUUAUGCAAUUUUGAUUUAAUGAAAAUAAAAGUGAUUUUU